CUGAAGGACGCUUCAGUCAGUUAGCAGCUAGCAGUUAGCUUGUCAACCACAGCUCGCUUUUCUGCAUUUGUCUUCGCUAAAAACAACAUUUCUUUGUAAAGUGACUGCGUGCUUAACGUGACAGAGUUUGGACUUUAAUUUAAGGAAACGCCCCCUAGCGUUUCUCCUCCCCGCCAUGUCUCGCAACAACGGCAACAACAACCCGUACAGACGCCCGCCUUCUGACUCCGAUCUCAGACCUGGUCACAGACGGUACGGCUCCUCGGACCGCCACCAAGCCUCGUCGUCGGAGCGAGACUUUUCCAGGCCGUCCUCCAGAGGUGCUGCGUGGUCGCAGGACGGCGCCCUCAGCAUCCUGAGCAGCUGCGGGCUGGAGCCGGCCGACCUGGCUCUGCUGGCCGAGCUUCCCGAAGACGUCCUGACCGUCGAGUCCCUGCCUCAGGUCCUCCGGCAGAUCAAAGGCAAGAGGGGAACCAUCAAACCUUUCCCUUCCACUGCUCCGUCUCCUUCCUCUUCCUCCUCUUCCUCAUAUCCCCCCAGCUCUUCCCGUCUCCCUGCUGUCAACCCCCAACCUUCCUCCUCCGAUGGCGCCGCCGGCGAUUGGAAUCCCCCCCGCAGCCAUCUGCCCCGCUAUCCGCUGGACCCGGAGACACCGGGCCCUGAGACGUCGGAGCUGGACCACUGGGGGAAUCCCAGGACCGGCAGCAGCUCCGGCAGAACUGACCUAACAUCGUCAUCGUUGUCCUCCAGCUACGUGGUGGACUUCCAGCACAGACCCGGACCCUGCGGGUACGGCCAGACGGUUAGAGACUAUAGUCCGGUUCCCUCUCAAGACUUCCAACACAGAACAGGUCUCUCUGAUUAUAACCAGACGGGUAAAGAUGCCGCUCCAGUGUCUCUUCUAGACUACAACCUUAUCUCGGGAACGUCUGUGUUUGGCCAGACCGGCAGAGGCUACGGUCCAGUUUCCUCUCAAGAUUACAAUCCCAGACCGGGAUCCUCUGACUACAGCAAGAAGGGUAAAGAUCCCACUCCAGUUUCCCUUCUAGACUACAACUUUAGCCCGGCACCGCCAGAGUUUGGCCUCUCCGGCAGAGACAACAGUUCAGUUUCCUCUCAGGACUUCCAGCACAGACCAGGCCCCUUCUUCGAUUACGGACAGAUGGGCAGAGAAGGCGCUCCAGUUUCCCUUCUGGACUUGAACUUGAGUCCUGGACCCUCUUAUGGUAAGACAGGCAGAGACGCCGUCCCAGUUUCCUCUCAGGACUACAAUCUUAGACCAGGACUCUCUGAGUAUAUCAGGACCGGUUCAGACAUGGCUCCCGUGGCCCUUCUGGACUACGACCACAGACCAGUGCUGUCUGAUUAUGGUAAGACUGGCCCAGACGCUGGUGCUGUUUCCUCUCAGGGUCCACCCUCUUUCAGCUCAGCAGCGCGACGAGACAAGAGAACUCGUCCUUCCCGUUUCUCUCAGCCGGGCCCGGCUCUGCCUCCUGAAGAGCAGCGCCCGAAUCCUCCCCGUCAGUCUGAGACCUCUUCCAUCCGGAGCAUUAGCAGCAGCAGCCGGACCGCAGCCUCCAUGCCCUCCAAGAAAGAAGCUCUGGACUUCCACGGGGCGUCUCCGCCGACGUUCCCGUACUCGUGCUCUCUGUGUGAUAUCACUGUGAUGUCCAUGAAGGUGUGGGAGAAACAUAUAAACGGGCCUCACCAUGCAGACGGACAGCUUAACCUUCUGCAGCAGUUUCCUAGCUGGGACUGUCGCAUGGAGACAAUCAGCAGCGUCGACAACCAAUCGGAGCAGAGGAAGGAUGAAGAAAAGCCCGCCCAGCCGCCCCAGACGGCCAAACAGAGCUCCAAGCAACAGCCGCAUAAAAAACCCCAAAAGAAGGCGGCAGAGAAAGGUAAAGUGGUGUGUGUGAAGUUCCCAGCUCAGUCCGUUGACGAGGCGUACCUGAGGAAACUGGUGGAACCGUUUGGAAAGAUCGUCAAGAUCCUCAUGUUUCCAUCUCUAGCGUUUGUGGAGCUGGGCUCCGUCGAUCAGGCCAAGGACUUGGUGAAGUUCCACGCCAACUAUCCUCCAACUGUGAACGGAGAGCCGAUGGAAUUCAGCGUCUCCCACACCUUCAACUUCCUCCAGAGUUCCCGGGUGUUGAGUUUCUCUCCGGCUCCGACAGACGAGGACAGCCGAUCGGACCUGUUCACCAUCGUCAAACGCUUCGGAGAGCCGCUCUACACGCUCUUCCUGCCGUCUAAGGCGUUUGUAGAGAUGAAAAAUACUCCGGAUGCUCAAAAGCUGGUGGAUUAUUAUUCCUCCAAAGGUCUGAAGAUCAACAAUAAAGUCAUCAACGUUUCCUUCUCCGGAGAGUACAAGAGUCUGAUGCGGGUCACUUCAGCCAAGAGGUACGAAGAAGGAAUGAGUUUGGGCAAGAGGACGAGAAGUCUGAGCAGAGAGAAGGAAGACAAGACGACAGAGACCAAGAAGAGGAAGAGCAGUAGAGACAGAGAGGAGGAGAGAGCGGAGGAGAGGAAGAAGGAGGAGGGAGAGAAACCCAACAGAGAUGAGAAGUCCAGGUCUAAGUCCAGAGAGAAAAACAGCAGAGACAGAGAGGAAGAGAGGAAGAAGAAUGAGGGAGAGAAACCCAGCAGAGACAAGAAGUCCAGGUCUAAGUCCAGAGAUAAGUCCAGUAGAGACAGGAAGUCCAGGUCUAGGUCUAAGUCCAGAGAUAAGUCCAGUAGAGACAAGAGGACCACAACUAAGUCUGGAUCCAGAGAGAAAUCUAAAGAGAAGUCCAGCAGAGACCGGAAGUCCCGUUCUAAAUCCAGGGAUAAAUUCGGCAGAGACACGAGGGCCAGGGCCAGAACCAGGUCCAAGUCUGGAGAAAAGUCGACGAAAGAAGAAAACCCCAGAUCCAGAUCCAGAGAUAAAUCUAAAGAAAAGUCUGACCGAGACAGGAAGUCUAGAUCUAACUCCAGGUCCAGAGAAAAGUCCUGCAGCAGGGACUCUGGGAAGAACCGGUCCAGCGAAAAGCCUGAGACGAAGGCCUCCGAGUGCAGGACUGAUCCUGAUCCUGUCAGAGACUCCAAACCUGAAGCGGAAGACAAAGAGGAGACGGAGGAGGAAGCAGAGUCGUCUGCAGAGGAGAGCGACAUCGAGGGGAUGGAGGUGAUCGGAGAGGAUGGAGAGAGCGUGGAGGAUGAAGAUGUGGACACUCUGGGAGACGUUGAUGUAAAGGAGGAGGAAGAAGAGGAAAACAUCUGUCAAACAGAGACAAUAGACUCACCUGAACAAGAUAAAGAAGAGGAGGAGGAGAUGAAGAAUGGAGAGGCUGGCAAACAGGAGAAAGUAACGGAGGAGAAGAAGGUGGAAGAGGACGGAAAGGAGGAAGAGGAGGAGGAAUCUAUGGAGGAGGAAGGAGAGGAGAGUCGGCUGGAGGAUAACAGGGAGGAGCGAGAUUUCCCAGUCGACCUGGAGAACUGCAUCACUCUGGAUGAACUGGGAGAAGACCAGUCCCAAGACGAUACCGGUGAAGAAGUCAAAGAUAAACACAAAUCUUCUUCCUGGUCCGGCCGAGUGGUUUUCUUCAACAACAUCCCGCCGCUUCCCUACAGCGACGCCAGCUUCCUCAGUCUGGUCAAAGGUUUGGGGACAGCCGUCUACUUUUACAGGGUCCCCCGAAGCAACAAGGCUUUCAUCGAGAUGUCGACUUCUUCUGAGGCUCGGAGAGUUGUUAAUGAGCUGGCCUGUCAGCGAGUCGUGAUCAACAACCACAGAAUCUGUGCCUACAUCUCCACCACGUACAAGAGACUCAGCGAGGGUCUACACAGUUGGCCGGUUCCAGUGGUCGAGGACAAGGACGAUAGGAAGGAGAGCAAGAAGAGCGAGAGACGAAGCAGGGACAAGUCUGACGAGAGGAAGUCUACGGGGAGGAAGGAAUCCUCGAAGAAGACUCCAGAGAAAGAAUCCAUGUCUAAGAACACACCAGGGAAAGACUUGUCUAAAGAGACUCCAGAGAAAGAGUCCAAGUCCAAAACUGUCAAAGAGAAAUCUUUGACAGGAGUCAAAGAUUCUUCUCUGGAGUCACAGACUCCAGAGAAGAAGCCAGAAGUGAAAAAGACUCCAGAAACUGAACCUGUUGCCAAAGCCGUGUCAGAAAAGACCACCAGAACAAGACCGGAGAAAGACUCGGGCAGUAAAACCACUUUAGAAAAAGAAUCUUUGUCUAAAACGAGUCCAGAAAACAAGGCGUUAAAAAGAAAAAGGACCCACGAGGAAGACUCUGUGACUAAAAAGAAAGACAAGAAAGCCACUGAGAAGAGUGAAGAGACUCCGGACAAAGAAAAGCUAAAGAUCCAUGAAAAGGACGGAUCGACUGAGGAAUGUCCAGAGAUGGACGAGUGUAAAGCCAAAAAGACUCAAGUGAAAGAAGAGUGUGAGGACAAAGAGAUAUCAGAGACAGAGGAGUGUAAAGACAAACCUCCUUCUAAGGACGUAUGUAAAGGCAAAAAUACUCAGGUGAAAGAUGAGUGUGAAGACAAAGAGAUUUCAGAGACAGAUAAGUGUAUAGACAAACCUACUUCAAAGAAGGAUGUAUGUAAAGGCAAAAAUACUCCAGAGAAGGGUGUAUGUAAAGGAAAAACAACUCAAGUGAAAGACGAGUGUGAGGACAAAGAGAUUUCAGAGACAGAUGGGUGUAAAGAAAAACCUACUCCAGAGAAGGACGUAUGUAAAGGCAAAAAGACUCCAAAGUCCCCUGAAGUUAAGGAGGAGACAUCUGAACCAGACUCUACUGGAGAUUCUCUUAAAAAGACGCUGGCUAAAAGUCUUCAGAAUGCUGCUGCUGUUGGGCUGCCGGACUCGGAGCAAGAGCCUGGACCUGCAGGGGGCUCUGCAGAGCUGCAGGACUCGGGGCAAGAGCCUGGACCUGCAGGGGGCUCUGCAGAGCUGCAGGACUCGGGGCAAGAGCCUGGACCUGCAGGGGGCGCUGCAGAGCUGCAGGACUCAGAGCAAAGGCCUGGACCUGUAGGGGGCGCUGCAGAGCUGCAGGAACCCACCAGACCUGUUGGAGCGGAGUUUAUUCGACCGGUUGUUGGUUACUUCUGUAACUUGUGUCAGCUGAUCUACGCUGAUGAGGACGAAGCCAAACUGCAGCACUGCAGAAGCCUGACACACUACAGGAAGUACCAGGAGAAGACGGGGAAAGAUCCGUGGACCAACACCACAUGAUAAAAAACACACAGACUUUGAUUCUUCUUGUUGUGGAACUUGUAUCAGCAUCAGUUUGAAUUAAGUUAAACAAAUGUCUGCAGCAGGAACAUCAGAAGAACACGUAGUUUUGAUUUGUUAAAGAUAGAGAAUACUACGGCAGUUUUAAAAGCUGCCGUGGAAACAUCUGAAGCCACUUAUUUCUGUUCAAAUGAAUAUUUAAGUUUUGUCGCAUGAAUGUUUUAUUUUGAAAGACUGUAAAACGACUUCCUAAUAAAAGAGUUUAAACUA
Perca flavescens (yellow perch) is the source of this 5494-nucleotide messenger RNA. Its product is annotated as cingulin. The coding region runs from base 176 to 5224 and encodes 1682 amino acids. Gene Ontology annotation, molecular function: zinc ion binding; RNA binding. The transcript is spliced from 23 exons. Lineage: Eukaryota; Metazoa; Chordata; Actinopteri; Perciformes; Percidae. The record is from RefSeq and is a predicted model, not a curated record.